AACACCACAAGAAAGCACAUGCACUAUCUUCACUAGUGCUUCGUAAUAUUACUAGAAAUUUUCCAUUGCAGAGAGCUUUAACAAUGGAAAGAAGAGUUGGGAUCAUUGGAGCAGGAAUUAGUGGGCUACUAGCUUGCAAAUAUGUUCUUGAAAAAGGAUUCCAACCCAUUGUUUUUGAAUCACAACCUGGUCUUGGUGGAGUUUGGACUCACACAGUUGAAACAACUAAACUUCAAACACCAAAACAAGCUUUUGAGUUUUCAGAUUUUCCAUGGCCUUCUUCCGUCAAAGAAGAUUUCCCAGAUCAUAAUCAAGUUAUGGAGUAUAUAGAAUCAUAUGCACUUCAUUUCAAUUUACAUCCUUAUAUCAAAUUCAACACCAAAGUUAUCAACAUCGACUAUUUAGUACAAGAAGGACAAGAUAUGGUUUCAUGGAGUCAUUGGGGUGGUUCGGAUCAGGCUUUCGGUAAUCCUAAAGGUAAAUGGGAAAUUGCUACUGUUGCUGGCCAAGAACACCAAGUUCAUGAAGUAGAGUUUGUGAUUCUUUGCAUCGGGCGGUUCAGUGGAGUUCCAAAUAUUCCUGAUUUCCCACCAAAUAAAGGUCCAGAUGCUUUCCUCAAUGGUAAAGUUAUACACUCUAUGGAUUACUCUGCCAUGGAUGAUUCUGAUGCUGCUAAAUUUGUCAAAGGAAAACGUGUCGUGGUAGUUGGACUUCAAAAAUCAGCUUUAGACAUUGCUAAUGAAUGCGCCAUUGCCAAUGGAGUGGAAAAUCCUUGUACAUUGAUAUACAGAAAUGCUCAUUGGAAUGUACCUGAUUAUCUUCCGUACGGUGUACCUCUUGGUUACCUAUACCUUAAUCGUUUUUCUGAACUCUUGCUCCAUAAACCUGGCGAAGGACUAUUCCUUAGUCUUUUAGCUACUCUUUUUUCACCUCUAAGAUGGGCAGCUUCGAAAUUUGUGGAAAGCUAUAUCAAAUCCAAAUUUCCCCUGAAGAAAUACAAUAUGGUACCAGAACACAGCUUCUUACAAGAAAUUUCUUCUUGCUCAAUCUCAACCGCGCCGGAGAAGUUCUAUGAUAGAGUAGAAGAAGGAAGCAUUAUCUUUAAGAAGUCAAGGGGGUUUGGCUUCUACAAAGACGGGUUGAUAUUUGACGAUGAUGUAAGGGCGCCUUUAGAAACUGAUGUUGUGAUCUUUGCUACCGGUUAUAAGGGGGACGAAAAGCUCAAAAACAUCUUUAAGUCACCAACAUUUCAGAACUAUAUUAUGGGAUCCUCAAACUCCACUGUUGCAUUAUACAGAGAAUGCAUUCAUCCACGGAUUCCUCAAUUGGCAGUAAUUGGGUAUUCCGAGAGUGUUGCAAAUUUGUAUACAUCAGAAAUGAGGUCUCGAUGGUUAGCACAUCUCCUCGGGGAUGAUUUCAAGUUGCCAAGUAUAAAAAAGAUGGAGAAAGAUGCGUUGGAAUGGGAAAAAUUCUUCAAGCGUUACUCUGGUCAGUAUUAUAGGCACUCAUGCAUUGGCGUAUUGCAUAUUUGGUACAAUGAUCAGCUGUGUGAGGAUAUGGGUUGUAACCCAAGGAGAAAGAAGGGGUUCUACGCAGAAAUGUUCGAGCCUUAUGGACCCAUGGAUUAUGCAAAUCUUACUCCUGGUAAUAAUUGACUCGUAGUUCAGCUUUGGCGCUAUGGCAUUUUCCGGGGAUUUGGAUCAUGUCGCUACUGGGGACUUUCAGCUAGCAUGACUAUUGUCUGUUUUAAACAGCAUCCCAUUUGCCAUAUAGGCUCCAUAUAGAUCCUCAUUAGCGUAUCAUCAGUACCAUGAUUGUUGCUUCAUAUUAUUAGAGAUAUUCUUUCUGUUUCGAUGUUGAUUUCCAUUCCCUCAUUUUCAUUUUGUGGAUUUCUAUCUUUCUUUGUUAAUUAAGUUCCUCCGUUAGGG
Messenger RNA from Papaver somniferum (opium poppy), 1928 nucleotides. RefSeq names its product probable flavin-containing monooxygenase 1. Lineage: Eukaryota; Viridiplantae; Streptophyta; Magnoliopsida; Ranunculales; Papaveraceae. The record is from RefSeq and is a predicted model, not a curated record. Gene Ontology annotation, molecular function: NADP binding; N,N-dimethylaniline monooxygenase activity; flavin adenine dinucleotide binding. Bases 84 to 1655 code for a protein of 523 amino acids. The transcript has 4 exons.